CCAGUGGAUAAUGUAAACCAAUUAGUGUGUGAUGCAAGGACCGAAAAUGCGCGCGUGUUGUUAAAUAAGUCAGAAAGCAAGAAAGUUUGCUGCUCGCCAUAAGAUAUGUUGGCUGUUCCUGCUGCUGGUGCCUCUGGUGGUCGGUCCGUCGGCCAUUAAUGACACACACCAGAGAGAAAACGGAAAAACAAUAAAGUGUGUGUGCGGUGUGGAGUGUGUGCGAGUGCGGCCAAGUGUUGUGGGCUCGGAAAACUCCAAGAAGCCAGUAGAAAAGUGGGGUCCCCUCGAAUCAAUCCGUGAAUCGCAAGCGUUUCUUUGGCUGCAAGCGGCGUACAGGGUGCACCGUGCAAAAGAAAGGCAACCAAGGCAUAUUGUACCUGCACUGUUUUCUAGCCUUAGAACAGCUGUGCAUAACGGGGCGCUAGACGAAGCAGAGGAGGAGAAAGCAGGAGCGAACCAGAAGAGCCAGAGGCACCAAAAGACGAAGCCAUGUCCAGCGAGGAAGACAAACCGCCGGCGCCGCCUGUGCGUCUCACCAGCAAUCGGGGCGGCAAUGAACGAUCUGGAGGAGGAGUGGGCGUCGUCGGCGGAGGACUGGGUGGUGGCGGGAUGGGGGAUGUACCGCCCGACAUGCGACCGUUGCCCAAGGAACCCGAUGACUCCGACCGAAAGAAGAAGACGCUGAAGAGCAAAAUCAAAGGAUCAAAGCCCUCGCACACGGACUCCAAACCGAACAUCUCCUAUCCCACGAACUUUGAGCACACUGUCCAUGUGGGAUUCGAUGCUGUCACCGGCGAGUUUACCGGCAUGCCGGAGGCAUGGGCGCGACUCCUGAUGAACUCCAACAUCAGCAAGCAGGAGCAGAAGAAGAAUCCACAGGCCGUGCUCGAUGUGCUCAAGUGGUUCGACAACACUACCAAACAGAGGCCAAGCUCCAAGUACAUGACAAAUGCAAUUACGACGCAUUCAGGCUCAUCGCUCAGCCGCGUCAGCAGCAGCAGUCCGAGCAGCACGCCAACGGACUCGGAGCUCCACGGCUCCAACAGUGGAGGCAACCUGAUUGGCGUUCAGUUGGGCAGUAUGACCCUGGGUCCCAACGCUAACAACGUGGCCGUCGCUGGCCAAAUUCUGGGCAACCACUACCAACAGCAGCAGCACCUCCUUCAGCAGCAGCAGCCACUUCUGCACCAGAACCACAACCAGCAUCACAUGGGCAUAAGUCAAUCGCACUCGUACAACUUUGUCGGGCACACGGCCUCCUCUUCCACAUCGCAACAUUCAUCCGUUAACGAGGACGAUAUGCUGGGACCACAACAUCCGCAGCAACAGCCACCGCCUCCACCGGUGGCCUCUAGGCCUGAGCGCACGAAAUCCAUCUACACGCGGCCAAUCGAGGAUCUGCAGCCAGCCAUCAUACCCAUGCCAGUGGCGCCAGCGACCACGCCUACAACGCCGCUGCAAAAUCAUAGAACGCCAGGCGGAAUAGCAGCUCCAGCGGCAUCGCCAAUGAUGCACAACAAUGCCACGACGACGCUGGACAAGAACAAAAACAAUGCAACUCCAACGUCCCCAACAACCACCAAAACAACAGCAGAAACAGAAGGCACCGAUGCAACAUCAACUCUUUUGUCAGCUACUAAUCCUAGUUGUUCUACCACUCCUACUACUGAUACUGCUUCAGCUGCACCUUGUGGUAGUCUCGUCGAGACAGCAACAGCACACGCUACCACUGCAGCAGCGACAGUAGCCACAGCAACAACGACUAAUCACCAUUCCUCUGCUUCCUCCUUUUCAUCAUUCCCCUCUUUCCACGACGACGAUGGCCCACACCACGCCUUGCCAACGAUCCAUUGUCCCACGCCGACGUCUUCCUCACGCAACUCGACUGUUUCGCUUCUUGUUGCGGUUCCCCUACCGCCCAUCAUCACGCCCGCAUCGCCCACGCCCGCCUCCGUUGGAUCACUAGAUCUGUAUUCGCCGGAGCCCACGGUGGCCCAAGUGUCAACCGGUGGCCCAAUUCCUCCAGUGGCUGGAAACCAAAUCGCCGUGCCCCAGGCAGCUGUGGCUGCGGCUGCAACGCCCAACACGCGGGCAGCUAAUGCAAAGAAGAAAAAGAUGUCGGACGAGGAGAUCCUGGAAAAGCUGCGAACCAUCGUCUCCGUGGGCGAUCCAAAUCGAAAGUACACCAAGAUGGAGAAGAUUGGUCAGGGUGCCUCUGGCACAGUUUACACGGCAAUUGAAUCCUCCACCGGCAUGGAGGUGGCCAUCAAGCAGAUGAACCUGUCACAGCAGCCUAAAAAGGAGCUCAUCAUCAACGAGAUCCUUGUGAUGCGGGAGAACAAACACCCGAAUGUGGUCAACUAUCUGGACAGCUACCUCGUGUCCGAGGAACUAUGGGUGGUCAUGGAGUACCUGCCCGGCGGCUCUCUUACUGACGUCGUCACCGAAACCUGCAUGGACGAGGGUCAGAUCGCAGCCGUUUGUCGAGAAGUGCUGCAAGCCCUAGAGUUCCUUCAUGCCAAUCAGGUUAUCCAUCGCGACAUCAAGAGUGAUAACAUCCUGCUGGGCCUCGACGGCUCUGUCAAGCUGACUGACUUUGGAUUCUGUGCGCAAAUAUCGCCAGAGCAAUCCAAACGCACAACGAUGGUAGGCACACCGUACUGGAUGGCACCCGAAGUCGUCACCCGGAAACAGUACGGACCCAAGGUGGACCUUUGGUCUCUGGGCAUUAUGGCCAUAGAAAUGGUUGAGGGCGAACCUCCGUACCUAAACGAAAAUCCGCUUAAAGCCUUGUACCUCAUUGCCACCAAUGGCAAGCCAGAGAUUAAAGAAAAAGACAAGCUGUCCUCAGCAUUUCAGGACUUCCUCGACCAGUGUCUGGAGGUGGAGGUGGAUCGGCGAGCAAGUGCAUUGGACUUGCUGAAGCAUCCCUUCCUGAAACUGGCCCGUCCAUUGGCCAGUCUGACUCCCUUGAUCAUGGCCGCAAAGGAGGCUACCAAGGGCAACUGAUUGACAACCAAGAAGAAACCGCUUAUUUAACCACUACUGAUGAAUUACUACUGCAGAAAACAACAAGAACAACAACAACAACCACAACAACAAUAGCAACAAUAACUGUUAUAAUUACGAAAAGAUGGAUGAAUUAUUAAUUAUUAUUAAUUAUUUAUAUAAACGUAUUAUAUACACAUAUUAUUAUAUUAUAUCUAUUCUAACGAGACAAACAGCAAAACUAAGAAUAACUACAUACGGCAAACAAGAGACACGCGUAGUUCAAUUUUCACAAAUCGGUUUUCUGUUAAUUAAAUAACAGCUAAAAUUAUCACACGUUGCUUUGGCCACCACCACAUCAUCGAAAUAUGUUUCUGACAUUUGUUAUACUAAAACGUAAACUUAAAAUUGUAUAGAUCCAUAAUUUGUUUAAUGCAUUUUGAAUGCUUUUCAAAUUAUAAGCUUAAAGAUCAUAUGAAACGAGGAAACAAAAACACAUAAACUAUAGUUGUCAACAUUAAAACAUUAGAAUUGGUAACACUUGCAUUUAAAGGAAAUGAAAAUAUACAUACAAAUUUUUACAAUGUAUAAAGCACUUCAUUUGAUUUACUUCGUCAUUACAUUUCUAUAAGAAAACUUAUAAAAUAAUUAUAUAUGAGAGUAUGAACUUUGGAACGCUGUUACUACUAACCCUAUGACUUGGAGUAUUAUCGCUGAUUUUAGUAAAAGUUUCAUUUAGUUCUUAAACUGAUUUAUUUAAUAAAAAUAUAUUUUUAUAUGAUUUUAAAA
Messenger RNA from Drosophila santomea, 3777 nucleotides. It is a transcript of the gene Pak, whose product is annotated as serine/threonine-protein kinase Pak. Bases 490 to 3009 code for a protein of 839 amino acids. Gene Ontology annotation, molecular function: ATP binding; protein serine/threonine kinase activity. NCBI's taxonomy places the organism in Eukaryota, Metazoa, Arthropoda, Insecta, Diptera, Drosophilidae. The record is from RefSeq and is a predicted model, not a curated record. Gene Ontology annotation, biological process: regulation of axonogenesis; protein phosphorylation; regulation of MAPK cascade. The transcript is spliced from 8 exons. Gene Ontology annotation, cellular component: cytoplasm.